GCUGAUUGUUCUGCCUGCGUGCAGGGAAACAGGGAAGGUUGUGCAGGUUGGACCUACGGUACGGCAGGCUAUCCUGCUCUUGGGAAAAGAAAGCCACCGAUACGAAAAGCAAGCCCAUCUGUUCCAACUCCAUCCCAUUCCGGUAGAAAGAGAAAGAAGCAACAUGGCCGAAACACUAGAAUCACUCAAGGCCGAAAUCGCAACCGUUGGAGGCAGCAUUGCCAAGGCGAAGAAAGAGAUCUCCGACAGCGCCGAGGUCAAGAAGGUCAUCGGGCCCCUCGUCGCCAAGCUCUUGGAGCUCAAGGGGAAAUUCGCGGACAUGAACGGUGGAAUCGGKGUCGACGGAAAGCCCCACGGGCAAWAUGCCAAGAAAGAAAAGAAGGGGAAUCCMRUGGCCAACAUGGUGGCCUCGGCCGAGAGCGCCGCCAAGAAGGCGGCCAAGAAGGCCGAAAAGGCCGCCAAGAAGGCCGCGUACAAGGCCGGUCUCAUCAAGGAGGGCGGGGCCCAGGGACCUUCCGCUUCCGGGGGUGCCCUUGCCGGAAAGGACCUUCCUCCUGCUGCUGCUGCUGCUGCUGCCGCUGCAAGCAAGCCCGCCAACAAGGGACCACCCCGCCUCACGGACCUUUCCAGGUUCAAGCUCAAGCCGCUGCAGGUGGUGCUGAACCCCAACGCUUCAAGCAUGCGGGAGCGCCCCGUGAUGGCCCUGGCCGUGGCCUGCCUCACCGACGUCGACGUGGAUCUCUCGGUCACCGCCGACCACCGGGUUCCGGCCCCCAUGAUGUGCUCGGCGGACGGGAGCGGGGUSAUCGUCGGCGAYCUGGCGGCGGCUCGGUACAUCCUGGACGAGSUUUCCGGUCAAGGCAACSUCCUCGAACCCUCGUCGGCCCUGCAAAAGGCGGAGCAAAACGCCUGGAUCGAAUACGCCCAGUCUCUCACCCAGCUGGACGCCGAGCAGGCCGUSAGGGGGAUCGCGAUGACCCUCGAGCACGCCCUGUCCAAGAGAACCUAUCUGUGUGGACACUCCGUUUCGCUUGCCGACGUCGCCCUCUUUGCGGCCCUCGGCUUUCCCUGCGCACUGGAGGACAGGGUCCGCGUCGCMRCSUCCCUCRRGGACUUUCCCGUGGCCACCCGCUGGACCGCCACGAUGGCGGCACACCCGGCCCUCAAAAAGGCCACGCAGCUGGUGGUCGGUGCCAGCGGUGCCACGGACGCCGAGGUCCGCUUCACGGARGAGGCCCUCGAACCCCUGGUGACCGGCAUGAACCUGCUGGAGGGAGCCGUCCCCGGCCGGGUGGUCACGCGCUUCCCACCGGAGCCCUCGGGUUACCUGCACGUCGGCCACGCCAAGGCCUGCCUCCUGAACGAUUACUACGCCCGUCGCUACAAGGGACGAAUGAUUGUCCGUUUCGACGACACCAACCCCUCCAAGGAGAAAGAGGAAUACCAGCAAUCCAUCGUGGAGGAUCUCAAAACCCUCGGCGUCAAGAACGACGUCCUGACCUACACCAGCGAUUACAUCGGGGCCAUCCACAAGUACGCCCUGCGAAUGAUCGAAAACGGACAGGCGUACAUGGACGACACCCCGCAGGAACAAAUGAAGGAAGAACGGGCCAACCGGGUCGAAUCGAAGCACCGCAACCAGAGCCCCUCCGAGGCUAGGGCCCUCUUCGAGGACAUGUGCAGCGGAAGCGAAGAGGGGGGCAGGUGGUGCCUCCGCGCCAAGAUAAACAUGUCUUCCGACAACGGAACCAUGCGCGAUCCCGUCCUCUACCGACAGAACCUGAUCCCGCACCACCGCACCGGCACCACCUUCAAGGCCUACCCGACCUACGACCUGGCCUGCCCGAUCGUGGACUCGCUGGAGGGCGUGACGCACGCCCUGCGCACCACCGAGUACAACGAUCGCGACGAACAGUACCAGUACCUGCUCAAGACCCUCGGGCUGCGGAGGGUCCGCAUCCACGCCUUUUGCCGCAUGAACUUCCAGUACACGGUGCUGUCGAAGCGCAAGCUCACCUGGUUCGUGGAGGAAAAGCUCGUCACGGGAUGGAACGAUGCCCGGUACGUGGGUUCUUUCUAGACCUUUUGUUUCUCGGCGCCGCUGCACGGUCCGUGUCUCACCAAUGGCUUGUGUUUGAUCGGAAUCGCCUUUCUUUGCGCCUUUUUCUGUUUCCCUCUCCUUCUUUUGUUGUUGUUGUUGUUGUUGUUGUUGUUGUUGUUGUUGUUGUUGUUGUUGUUGUUGUUGUUGUUGUUGUUGUUGUUGUUGUUGUUGUUGCAACAGCUUCCCAACGGUUCGCGGAGUCCUCCGCCGCGGAGUUUCGAUCCCGGCCCUCAAAAAGUACAUUUACUCCCAGGGUGCCUCUCGCCGUGUCGUCAACAUGGUCUGGAACUCCUUCUGGGCCGAAAACAAAAAGGACCUCGACGUGAAGGCCCGUCGGUUCAUGGCGGUCGACGCCAGUGCCAAUUCGACGCUGACCAUUACCAACUUUUCCGACGAGGGCGAAACCUACAUUAGCACCUCGCUCCACCCCAAGGAUCCCUCCAUGGGCAAGCGUCCCAUGAAGCUCUCGAGCAAGGUUCUCCUGGAGGAGGUGGACGCCAAGGAUUGCGUCGAGGGGGAAAACAUUGUCCUGUUGCGCUGGGGAGUGGUCAAGAUCACCAAGAAAUCGGAGGAUUCCAAGACGCUCGAGGGCGAACUGGUCCCCGACGGUGACUUCAAGUCGUGCAAGCGCAAGUUUUCUUGGAUGGCCGCCUCUGGUGGCUGUGCAUCGAUCCUCACCGAAUUCGACCACCUCGUGACCAAGGAAAAGCUCGAGGAGGGGGACAACUUUGCCGAUUUCGUCAACCCCAACACCAUUGCUACCACCUCCGCCAUCGGAGAUGCAUGCCUCAAGACUCUCCAGGAGGGCGACGUCAUCCAGCUCGAACGCCGUGGUUUUUACCGCGUGGACCGUCCCUACCUGGGCGAAGACAAGCCCUGUGUUUUGUACAUGAUUCCGGACGGAAAAACCAAGUCCAUGUCGGGAAUGACGGGAAAGCUCGCACACCAUUGAUUGCGACCGGUCUGCCAUGCGUGGAACUCGUGCAGCAACGAGCUUGUCUGCAACCUACGAGAACAAUAAGUACGUACCACAUAAUUGUUAUUGAAGUGCAGUAUUGUUUUCAUAGCGUGUGUAAAAUGUCUA
This is a messenger RNA of Pseudo-nitzschia multistriata, 3185 nucleotides long. Lineage: Eukaryota; Bacillariophyta; Bacillariophyceae; Bacillariales; Bacillariaceae. The record is from the annotation of a GenBank genome assembly.